Molecule: messenger RNA, 609 nt
Organism: Polyodon spathula (Mississippi paddlefish)
Lineage: Eukaryota; Metazoa; Chordata; Actinopteri; Acipenseriformes; Polyodontidae
Product: hemoglobin subunit alpha-like
Exons: 3
Coding region: 57-488 (143 amino acids)
Biological process (GO): hydrogen peroxide catabolic process; oxygen transport
Cellular component (GO): haptoglobin-hemoglobin complex; hemoglobin complex; blood microparticle
Molecular function (GO): oxygen binding; organic acid binding; peroxidase activity
Source: RefSeq, a predicted model, not a curated record
UGUCACCAGGUUCUGUUCCGAGCAUUCUUAUAACAGUUGGAAAAGAAACUGCAAAGAUGCCUCUCACACAAGUAGACAAAAACCACGUGAAGUCCAUUUGGUCCAAGGCAAGCGGCAAGGCUGAGGAGCUUGGCGCCCAGGCUUUGGGAAGGAUGCUCCAGGCCUUCCCAAAUACCAGGACAUACUUCUCUCACUAUAGUGAUAUGAGUGUGAAAUCAAGUCAAGUGCACGUCCAUGGCAAGAAGAUCAUUGACGCCAUCACCGAAGCAGUCAACCACAUAGAUGACAUAUCCGGGGCUAUGUCCGAACUGAGCACUCUGCACGCCCACACCCUGAGAGUCGAUCCUGCCAACUUCAAGGUCCUGUCCCACAACAUCUUGGUGGUCCUGGCACUUUAUUUCCCUGCUGACUUCACCCCGGAGGUUCACCUUUCAUGUGACAAGUUCCUUUCCUGUGUGUCCUACGCCCUGGCUGAAAAGUACCGUUAAAACACGAAAAGCCGAGCUCGAGACAGGAAACUUACCAGCCAUGUCCAAACUGAUCCUUCAGUUGUUGUCAAUAGACAUGGAAUAAAAUUUUAAAAAAAUAAAUGAUUUGUUCCCAUUAAAA